Messenger RNA from Microdochium trichocladiopsis, 523 nucleotides. RefSeq lists its product as uncharacterized. Lineage: Eukaryota; Fungi; Ascomycota; Sordariomycetes; Xylariales; Microdochiaceae. The transcript has a single exon. The coding region runs from base 41 to 376 and encodes 111 amino acids. The record is from RefSeq and is a predicted model, not a curated record.
CCUGCCUCUUAGGGCGCAGCCCCCCAGAGCUUGGCCCAUCAUGCUCAACGGGCAGGGCCUCGUGCUGACACCAUGUCUUGGUAAUCUCCUCGCUGCGCAAUGCAUCCAAGAUAGCACGGUGAAGUCGAGAUUCUCUCUCACGCCUCACAUCUCACAGCACGAGGACUUGUCAGAGGCAUGCCUUCUGCUCGCUGCCAAUGUUCACCGCGGCGUGCUCCAGGGACUCGGCUCGAGAUUCAGCAGAGCUCGCAGCUGCCUCUUGCUUCCGCCAGUACGGCAAAGACUCAGGGGCAAGCCUUUCAGCUGCUCCCGCCCCGUUGCUGUACUGACUCUCCAUGAGGCAGGUCAGCGACCUUCGAGGCGGAGCAGUUGGUAGGUAUCCAUGACGCUCUUGCGGCUCACUCGGCAUGCCCAACUUAUUUGCGCGAGGCGGGCUGGUCGGCUGAAUCCGCUUCCAUGUCGUCGACAAGGCUUCCACUCGCGUGCUGCCGGUCUACCCAGUACAGUAUUAGCUCCGGCGCCU